AUGGAUGUCACGCUCCUUCGAAACCGGAUACAGUCGACAGUGGACCCAAAUGCAGAUGCGAGACGUCAAGCUGAAUUAGACUUGAGAUAUGCAGAAGAACAACCAGGCUUUACCAACGCUCUUCUCAACAUACUACAGGCGGAGCAGGACAACAGCAUACGUCUUUCCACUGUUGUAUACCUCAAAAACCGAGUCACCAGAGCAUGGCAACCGAGCGAAGAUUCUGCAGCACACAAACAAAUACCAGAAGAUGAGAAGCUCGACCUGCGGAACCGUCUUCUACCUAUACUAGCCUCUUCGUCACCACAAGUCCGGAUACAGCUCAUACCAAUCCUGCAAAAAAUAUUAUCCUACGACUUUCCUGCCAAAUGGCCCAACUUCCUAGAUAUAACGAUGCAACUGUUGAAUACAAACGAUGCAAACUCCGUCUUCGCAGGCUUACAUUGUAUGCUAGCAAUAUGCCGGAUGUAUAGAUUUAAGGGAGGAGAGAACAGGGGGAACUUCAACCAAAUUGUUGAGGCAUCUUUCCCACAGCUGCUGGGUAUUGCCACACGACUGGUGGGAGAAAGAAGCGUGGAGGCAUGGGAAAUGUUACACAUCAUCAUGAAAGCGUACAAACAUGCGAUCUAUUUCGAAUUACCUGGAUACCUGAUGCAUCAAGACCGAAUGGUUGGUUGGUGUACCCUGUUUCUGACUAUCGUCGCCAAAGAGGCCCCAGGCCACGCCCUUGACGAGGACUACGACGAGCGAGAAAGAAAUCAUUUCUGGAAGUCAAAGAAAUGGGCGUAUGCAAAUCUCAAUCGGCUGUUUGUACGAUACGGCAGCCCCAGCACUAACCAGAAAAAUGCCUCUCCAGAGAUGGUGGAAUUCUCUAAAUCAUUUCUUGCGAAUUUCGCCCCUGAAAUCCUCAAAGGAUAUUUACAGUCAAUCGAGAAGUGGGCAUCCAAAACAACUUGGCUCAGCAAGCCAUCGCUAUCAUAUACGCUAAGCUUUCUGGACGAGUGCGUGAAGCCAAAGUCAAUGUGGAAUCACCUCAAACCGCACAUGGAUACCCUCAUCUCCCACGUGUUCUUUCCAAUUCUUUGCCAAUCCGAUGAAGACAUUGAGCUCUUUGACUCCGAUCCUCCAGAAUACCUUCAUCGCAAGCUGAAUUUCUAUGAAGAAGUCUCAGCGCCUGAUGUUGCUGCGACCAAUCUCCUAGUCUCAUUGACUAAAAGCCGCAAGAAACAGACGUUCUCAAUUUUGAACUUUGUCAACGGCGUUGUCAACAAGUACGAAUCUGCUCCAGACGAUCAGAAGAACGCUCGAGAGAAAGAAGGAGCACUCCGCAUGAUCGGAACGUUGGCUUCUGUCAUUCUGAGCAAAAAAAGUCCAAUAGCUGAUCAAGUCGAGUAUUUCUUUGUCCGGCAUGUCUUCCCAGAGUUCCGCAGUCCCCAUGGAUUUCUUCGGGCACGAGCCUGCGACACGUUAGGCAAAUUUGAGCAACUUGAAUUUAAGGACCCCAGCAAUCUGCUCAUCAUCUACCGAAACAUACUCGAAUCGAUGGCCGAUCCUGCGCUGCCAGUACGCGUAGAGGCAGCCCUCGCCCUUCAACCUCUCAUCAGACACGAAGUCAUUCGGGCUUCUAUGCAACAAAACAUACCGCAGAUAAUGCAGCAAUUACUGAAGCUGGCUAAUGAAGUUGACGUAGAUGCGCUAGCUAAUGUUAUGGAGGAUUUCGUUGAAGAAUUCGCCGCCGAGCUCACCCCUUUCGCAGUCGCACUGAGCGAGCAAUUGCGGGAUACGUACCUUCGGAUCGUCCGCGAACUAUUAGAAAAGCAGAGCGCCAAAGACGAAGACGAGACCUAUGGAGACUUCUUAGACGACAAGAGCAUUACCGCGCUUGGCGUUCUUCAAACUAUUGGUACUCUCAUUCUUACCUUGGAGGCAACACCGGAUGUUUUAAUGCACCUAGAAACCAUUCUAAUGCCAGUGAUUCAGAUCACCCUCGAGAACAAGCUCUUUGAUUUGUACAAUGAGGUAUUCGAGAUCAUUGACAGCUGCACUUUCUCGGCUAAAUCAGUGUCACCUACAAUGUGGCAAGCUUUCGUGUUAAUGCACAAAACCUUCAAGUCCGGUGCAGAGUUAUACCUGGAAGACAUGCUCCCCGCCUUGGAUAAUUUCGUUUCGUAUGGGGCAGAAACGCUGGUCCAGACCCCCACAUAUAUCGAAGCUCUCGUUGGUAUGGUAUCGGACAUAUUCCACGACGAAAAGGUCGGAGGUAUGGACCGAAUCUGCGGCUGCAAGCUUGCAGAAGCAAUCAUGCUCAAUCUUCGGGGACAUGUUGACCGAUUCGUUCCCACCUUCGUGGAAUUAGCUAUGAGGAUGCUAUCAAGUAACGAGCUAAAGGUCAAAUCUUACAGAAUACACCUUAUGGAAAUGGUUAUAAACGCCCUCUACUACAAUCCAGUGAUCGCUCUGCAUGUCUUAGAGUCAAAUGGAUGGACCAACAAGUUCUUUAGCUCUUGGUUUUCGAAUAUUGAGAGCUUCACACGAGUCCACGACAAGAAAUUGUCUAUUGUCGCCAUAAGCUCCCUACUAACACUGAACGCCAAUGAAGUACCCACCAGCGUUCAACAAGGCUGGCCGCGAUUAUUGCAGGGCGUGGUCCGCUUGUUUCAGACCCUCCCAGCGGCAUUAAAGAACCGUGAGGAGGCUACAAAGGAAGGGGACUUCACCCUCAAUGAUGAUGACGAUGAUGACGAUGACGACGAUGACGAUCAAGAAGAGUGGGACGGAGAGAUAUGGACCAACGAAGGUGAGGAUGCCGAGGACGUCAAGGACGAGAGUGCUGCUUAUCUGGAGUUUCUGAAAGAAGAGUCCGAAAAGUUCGGUGCCGCACAGGACGAAUCCGACGACGAGCUAGAAGAGGAGAGCUUGCUUGAGACUCCUCUUGACAAAGUGGAACCGUACGGACUAUUCAAAGGAACUUUGUUUAAACUGCAACAGGAGCAACCCCAGCUCUAUGAUAAUCUCACCAAGAUCCUCAAUCCGGAAGAGCAGCAGAUCGUCCAAGCAGUCAUUUUGCAAGCCGAUACGAACGCCGUAGCCGCUCAGGCCGUAGCAGCUGCUACAGCUGCGCAGACUAAUGGUGGGCAUUGA
This is a messenger RNA of Letharia columbiana, 3141 nucleotides long. RefSeq lists its product as uncharacterized. Lineage: Eukaryota; Fungi; Ascomycota; Lecanoromycetes; Lecanorales; Parmeliaceae. The transcript is spliced from 8 exons. Gene Ontology annotation, molecular function: small GTPase binding. Gene Ontology annotation, biological process: protein import into nucleus. Bases 1 to 3141 code for a protein of 1046 amino acids. Gene Ontology annotation, cellular component: nuclear envelope; cytosol. The record is from RefSeq and is a predicted model, not a curated record.